AUGUCCUCCCUCCCCUCACAAUGGCAGCGUCCGCAAAUUACUCGCGAAGAUACCUCCCAGCGCUCUGAACGCACUCGGACAGCCUCUAUCGAUAUAGGAAUCGACAUGGGGGAAAAGGAGGAAACCUCGGAUUCCAUCACCGCGAUCUUCCGGCAGCGAUACACCCAAUAUGAGAAAACAAUACAGAGCUUGUUCAGGACUGACCGUCCUUGCUGCGCUGCUCCAGAACUGGACCUUUCAACACUGGAGCUCAACGAUAAUUAUCCUUCUGGUCCAACAAAUCCUGCGGUAUCUUCCGUUUCAGACAAUAUUCGGCCUCCAGCGCGACAGCUUGACGACGACGACUACGAUUUCGACGAUGACGACGAAGAUGAGGAGCCAAAGAAAAGCGCGCCCUCGCCUUUACUCGCAAAAGCUUUAUCGUCACAUUCCCAGUCUAGUGAGCCCUCGAGGAACAUAGCGGAAGCAAAAAAGAAUGCUACCGCGACUAGGGAAAAGCUAGAAGCAGACAGGAAAGCCGCGGAGGAGGCGGCGAGAAGCGCGUUAUCCACCAUGUUCUUCACACUGGAAAAUGAUAGAGACGCAAUGUUGGAACAGCAGAAGCUCGAGGAGUCUGAUAGACAGGUCAACGCAGAGGCAAAUGCGGCGCAAGCAAAUGCCCCUGGAAAAUUAAGUAGUGCGAAUUUGGGUGCAUCAAGCCUAACAUUGAAACACUUAAUCGCUAGAAUCGAUGCAAAGCGCGAGAAAGUUAAAGUGUCAGACAUGGAGUUACGGAACUUGAUGUCGGAAGUUAGGAAAAACCGGUCUAAGUGGGCUAAUGAAGACAAAGUGGGCCAAGAAGAGUUAUAUGAAGCGGCAGAGAAAGUUGUGCUUGAAUUAAGAGCGUUAACAGAACACUCAACUGCAUUUCUGAACCGAGUGAAUAAACGGGAAGCACCAGAUUACUUUAGCAUUAUCAAACAUCCUAUGGACUUAGGAACCGUCAUGAAAAAGCUAAAAACACAUCAAUACAAAAGCAAGAAAGAGUUUGUCGAUGAUCUCAAUUUAAUAUGGGCGAAUUGCCUUGCCUAUAAUGCAGAUCCAAUGCAUUACCUCAGGAAGCAUGCCAAGAGCAUGCAGAAAGCCACACAAAAUCUAAUACCUUUAAUUCCGGAUAUAGUUAUUAGGGAUAGGGCGGAGGUUGAGGCGGAAGAGGCCGGUACUAUGGAAGUGGACGCCGAAGGUGAAAGUGACGAUGAACCCCUCAUGUCAUCCCGUGGUAGGAAAGCUCCCGGGACAAAAAAGGCUAGGAAGGGGGCCCGAACAGAAGGAACGCCUGAAGUAAAGCCACCUACGGUACAUCUCCUCCGGGCCGAGUCACUGCCGCCAGGAGAAAGUAGCCAGGUAAACAUAAUGCAAAACGGAUUUCUCACACCUCUGGGAGGGACACCGGUUCCAAAUGGUAUCUCAGGAACAUCGAUGUCACAAAUGGAGAUUGACCAUGACAAGGUUGAUGACGAUUCAAAUGACGUGGAGUAUCAGGCUUGGAAAACCAUGACUAAAAAGGCCAGAGCAAAAGUUGCAAGUGACCGGCAUAAACUUUUGCGUGGAAAUCGUCUCAACCCCGAAGAGCCUGCUCUUCUACGAUCAAGAACCGGUAUGGGGCGGUAUUUAAAGAAUGAAGAACGGCAUCUCAAAUUUCUUCAGGAAAACGAAGACGAGUGUCUGCCUCGAGGCAAUGUCAAUGAAAAGUUGGUUGACUCAGCCGAAGGAGAAGAUGAGGGAGAUCUAUUGCCUGAUUACUACAACCCUCUUUCUUGUGUCCCAGAACUUCCAUGGAGACUUGUUUGGCAUGGAGACAGUGAUGAGGUCGAUCUUCAAGGCCAAGAUAUAAGGCUUGCUCCAAAAGGGAUAUUUACUCAGCCAAAAUCCGAACUAAGCAAAAGAAUGGAUGCAAAUAUCAGGCAGAUGCAAGAUACGCGAAAACUUUGCUCGAAAAUCGCGGUCAUCAAGCAAAUGCAGAUGUACUCUAAUCAGUUUCAAAGAUAUGACCCCAAGGAAUUCAUCGAGGCAGAUGUAGAAGACUUCGUUGUCACCGAAGAGGGCCCUAUAAUGUGUCACGAUGUAGCAAGAGCGGCAUUACAGAGAUCUGUGGGCAAGAUAUUUUUUCAUGCUGGCUUUGAAGAAUAUCAACCAACAGCAAUCGACGCAGUGACAGAUAUUGCAGCGGAUUACAUUCAAAAGCUUUCAAAAACUUUAAUGGUCUACGCUGAAGCGCCAUCGCAUGAAAGACAAUUUUCACCGGAGGAAAUGCUCUUACAUGCUUUGUACGAAAAUGGUGCAGACGUUGAAAGUUUAGAAGCAUACAUCAGAGACGAUGUUGAACGUUUAGGGUCUAGACUCAAUGGUAUUCAUGAGCGGAUGAAAUUUCAUCUUACAGAACUUUUACGUCCGGCUCUUACAGAUACAGGUGGAGAUGGUUCCAGAAUGUUUAAUGACGGAAGUGAGAUGUUUGUUGGUGGUGACUUUGCAGAAGACAUUGGUGAUGACUUCUUUGGGUUUAAGGAGUUGGGCCUAGACAAGGAGUUUGGGCUUUCCUCCCUUUCCGUUCCACUGCAUCUACUUCAAGGGAGGAUGCGCAGUACUUUCCAGAAUCCCAGUGCAAGUGCUGCUGUGUCAGCUGAUGGCUAUAAACAACCUCCACCUUUCGAACCCGUUACACACGAAAUCAUCACGAAACAAAUUGGCCUUGUCCAAAACUUCUUUCUCGCAAAGCUUCACGCCAACAACGAAGAGGCCCUUGUUGAAGAUGAGCACCUUCAAGGAAAACAAAAGCCGCCAAAACCGAGACUGCCACCUACGGGAAAAAUCUCAAUGCCACGGAAACGACCGUCGAACAGCCAUGGUGGUAAUUCCAAGAAAAAGAAAAAGCCAAACCCGGCUCCUGCGUCUACGAAGACUGCACUGGUCAAGGACGCUCCUCCAGCUCUAGAGCGGACUCUUUCCAAGAUAUCAGAAGGCGGUGACGAGGGCAAUGGCGGAAUGAUGUCACCAGAAUCAUUGGUCGGCGGUGGUGGUUAA
Molecule: messenger RNA, 3060 nt
Organism: Morchella sextelata
Lineage: Eukaryota; Fungi; Ascomycota; Pezizomycetes; Pezizales; Morchellaceae
Exons: 8
Coding region: 1-3060 (1019 amino acids)
Biological process (GO): regulation of transcription by RNA polymerase II
Cellular component (GO): SLIK (SAGA-like) complex; SAGA complex
Molecular function (GO): structural molecule activity; protein heterodimerization activity
Source: RefSeq, a predicted model, not a curated record